This is a messenger RNA of Maniola jurtina (meadow brown), 857 nucleotides long. It is a transcript of the gene IntS12, whose product is annotated as integrator complex subunit 12. Lineage: Eukaryota; Metazoa; Arthropoda; Insecta; Lepidoptera; Nymphalidae. Gene Ontology annotation, cellular component: integrator complex. The transcript has 2 exons. Gene Ontology annotation, biological process: snRNA 3'-end processing. Bases 110 to 835 code for a protein of 241 amino acids. The record is from RefSeq and is a predicted model, not a curated record.
AAAAAUGGAACAAUAAAAAAGCUGUUAAAUGUCAAACGGUCAAAAAAUAAUUAUAUUAUUGUGAGUUGUAAAUUGUAAUUCAAGAAGUGGCGCAGAUACCUGAAUCCUGAUGUCUUCGAUAGAUUUUGAUCCAUCAAUAAAAUUAUGUUUGAAGUAUUUACAUUCAAGCGCACCGGACUCCACGGAGCAAUUGCGUUUAACUCUUGACGACAUGAUAAGGCAGACGUAUGGGAACUCGAAGACACUUGGCAAUGUUUUGCCGAAGAAAUACUUGAAUGAAGAGAAGAUGGAGUCACCGUCGCGCUCCAAACACAAGAACGAGAAGAGUUCAAGUAGUGCAAAAACAGUAGCUAUUCCUCAGCAAAGUCCUCAACAAAUACAGAUUCCUGAGAGAGAGAACGAUGAUGGAUCUGUUAUGGACGGAGAACUUGAAUUUGAUUUCUUGCAGGAAGAUUUAACAUGUGUUGUUUGCAGGCAAAUAGCAGUGCAGGCAGGGAACCGUUUGGUGGAAUGUGAUGCUUGUCAUGCACUGUAUCACCAGGAUUGUCACAAACCAGUCAUUAGCGAUAAUGAUAUGGCAUCUGGCUGGCAAUGUGCCUCAUGUCUCUCAUCCCAGGGAUUUGCUCAGGGGUAUUCAAGUAAAUCAUCAGCAUCAAAGUCACCUUCUCAACUUUCGGGAUCAACUACACCUGUUAAAAUAUCUUCAAGCAGUUCUUCGUCUUCGUCACCUUCAAAAGUUGUGACCCCAAACAUCAAUAUAAUAUCAGCUGAUAAGAGAAUACAGUUCAUGAAAAAGAAAGCAGCGAAACAACAUGAGAAGAAGAAAAGCAAAUAAUAUUUUAAAAUAUUAUACUUAC